UUAUCCGGGGGCCGGCGAACAGACGCGAACAUCCAAGACAAACUAUUAACGUCGGCUUAUGCAAAUAUACCAGGUGUCCCUCCAGAGGCACGAUGCCUCUUGAGGGGCGCCUGGUGGGAACGCGGGCAAGGGCGCGCUGGUGGCUCCUGCCAAGAUCUACAAUACAUAACUCUGUGAACCAUACGGAAAAACAGGCUUAUGCGAAAAACAAAGAUUGAAGAGAACACAGGGAGGAGCAGAAGCAGACAAAGGAGACGAAGAGGAGGCGGGGAGGAUAAACUGGGCACGCUCGUGCCACGUCUGACACCUGACCUCGCCCAUACCUUUCCCUUGCGUGAAGUUUCUAUAUCUGCCCGCGGGUGUCGUAGCCUCAAGCCGCGUUAUGCGCAAACAAGAGGGGGGCAUGCUCACAUUGGAUGUGGAAGGGAAGUGGCGAAUGAACAGGAAAAUGGACAACAAGAUGCGGAAGGAAGAGGAACUACCGCAACAACAAUGCUCAGGAGCCCCCACAAUCACAAGGAGGUGCAACAUCACUGUCUCAGUUGAUAACGUGGAAAUGUUCAAACGUGACCUCCCCCCGCUGAACGUGGAUGUUGACCUCGAUGACCUUGCCGUUGCGAAUGGGGACAAAGACUGGCCGGUCUUGAUCCUUGUUCUUCUUCGAAAUCAUCGAGAGAAGCUUGCAGCCGACCUCGCAACCAGAGUUAGAGUUGCGCACGAGAUCGUCAUCGAGUUCGAUGCCCGUCUCUUUCUCGAACUCCUUCUCGGCUAGAAGGUUCUUCUGCAACACCUGCUCCUCCCAAGCAGGGGUGUAGUGAGGGCGCAUCGCAAUGGGCGCCUCGAGCAACGGCAACGCCCCCAACACGUUGGCCUUGAUGCCGUCUCCGUCGAGAUCGUUUACAUUGAAUUGCGCCUUGCUGAGGUACUUCUUAUCAGCCGCGAAUGCCUCAAUCCAACCUGGCUGGAUCUCGCCGGUCAUCUCCAUAGACUUGGCAGCAACCAUCGUGCUCGCACUGAGGCCAACAUACACGGGCCCAUUUGCCCGCAC
Prorocentrum cordatum is the source of this 1048-nucleotide messenger RNA. The record is from the annotation of a GenBank genome assembly. Lineage: Eukaryota; Dinophyceae; Prorocentrales; Prorocentraceae.